Molecule: messenger RNA, 3252 nt
Organism: Etheostoma spectabile (orangethroat darter)
Lineage: Eukaryota; Metazoa; Chordata; Actinopteri; Perciformes; Percidae
Gene: gdi1
Product: GDP dissociation inhibitor 1
Exons: 11
Coding region: 276-1619 (447 amino acids)
Biological process (GO): small GTPase-mediated signal transduction; protein transport; vesicle-mediated transport
Cellular component (GO): cytoplasm
Molecular function (GO): Rab GDP-dissociation inhibitor activity
Source: RefSeq, a predicted model, not a curated record
ACUAACAGUGUUCUAGAGUGCUCCACGAUCAGGGCCAUCUUUGGUCGUCCUCGCCGGUGACAGUGUGGACAGUUUUUUCUCACUCCCAGUAGUCAUUUAUGCCUCAUGAUUCAUUAAUAAAAGUUCAUUUUGAACGAGCCGUUUAAAAGCACUCGGGCAGAGAAAAGGGAGCCGAAUCCCCUUUUUUUGUGUGGAUUCACUGGUAAUUCCUCCACCCAAUACCCUUCAUUUCUCAAGGCAAGAAGAGGGCGAGACGGGAGAGGCGGUGACACAACAUGGAUGAGGAAUAUGAUGUGAUCGUUUUGGGCACCGGACUCACAGAAUGCAUUCUGUCCGGGAUCAUGUCUGUGAACGGGAAAAAGGUUCUGCACAUGGACAGGAACCCCUACUAUGGCGGCGAGAGCUCCUCCAUCACCCCUCUGGAGGAGGUGUACAAGCGCUUCAGUCUUCCAGACAGCCCGCCCGAGUCCAUGGGCCGAGGAAGAGACUGGAACGUCGACCUCAUCCCCAAGUUUCUCAUGGCCAACGGUCAGCUGGUGAAGAUGCUGCUAUACACAGAAGUGACACGGUACCUGGACUUUAAAGUAGUGGAGGGAAGCUUUGUGUACAAGGGAGGAAAGAUCUACAAGGUUCCAUCGACCGAGACCGAGGCACUAGCUUCAAAUCUGAUGGGGAUGUUUGAGAAGCGAAGGUUUCGGAAGUUCUUAGUCUUUGUGGCCAACUUCGAUGAAAAUGACCCCAAAACGUUUGAGGGCGUGGACCCCAAAACCACGACGAUGAGGGAUGUUUACAAGAAGUUUGACCUGGGCCAAGAUGUCAUAGACUUCACCGGCCACGCCCUGGCCCUCUACAGGACAGACGACUAUCUUGACGUUCCCUGUUUGGAGACGAUCAAUCGGAUCAAGCUGUACAGUGAGUCGCUGGCGCGGUAUGGGAAGAGCCCCUACCUCUACCCCCUGUACGGUCUGGGAGAGCUGCCCCAGGGAUUUGCCAGAUUGAGCGCAAUCUACGGAGGGACCUACAUGCUGAACAAACCAGUGGAGGAGAUAGUGAUGGAAGGCGGCCAUGUUAUUGGAGUGAAGUCUGAGGGCGAGGUGGCCCGUUGUAAGCAGCUGAUCUGCGACCCCAGCUACAUCCCGGACCGCGUCCGGAAGGCUGGCCAGGUGAUCCGUGUGAUCUGCGUCCUCAGCCACCCCAUCAAAAACACCAACGACGCCAACUCCUGCCAGAUCAUCAUUCCUCAGAAUCAGGUUAACCGCAACUCAGACAUCUACGUGUGCAUGAUCUCCUACGCCCACAACGUGGCCGCCCAGGGGAAGUACAUCGCCAUAGUCAGCACCACGGUGGAAACCAGCGAGCCCGAGGCGGAGAUAGAGCCGGCCCUGGAGCUGCUGGAGCCCAUCGACCAAAAGUUUGUGGCUAUUAGUGACCUUUAUGAGCCCACAGAUGAUGGUACUGAUAGCCAGGUCUUUGCCUCGAGGACCUACGAUGCCACCACUCACUUCGAGACCACCUGCAACGACAUCAAGGACAUCUACAAACGCAUGACCGGGAGCGACUUUGACUUUGAGAACAUGAAGCGCAAACAGAACGAUGUGUUUGGGGAGGAUGAGCAGUGAGCGGUAGAAGGGCUUCAGAGAGAGGGGGCGGGGCCGGGAGAGGAGGCGGGGGCGACAAGGAGCAAGCGAGGCGGCAGAGCCUGCAGGUAGAGGGCCGAGAGCAGUCCUUUAAAAACAGACGGGUGGGAGCAGGGCAGAUGGGGGGGGGGGGGGUCUCUGGACUUUGCCUGCCCUCAGCUGUUUGCCUCCUUUUCCUUACGUCCCUCUCUCUCUCGACACACGUUCAAACACAUAAAUGCUCACAAACACACACACACACACACUCCUUAUCUCUGUCACUGAAAAGCAGGGUUGAUAUGGUCUUUCAUUCCAUUUUAGACUUUACAGUAUAAUCAUGUCUUUACUAUGAUCAUUAAAGGUGAAGUUAUUUCUCGUUGUUGGCGAUUUUCAAAGCAUUUCAUUCUUUCUGUAACGUCUUUCUUCUCAUAUCAGAGGUUGGUUUGAUGGAUGGAAGACUGAUGGCAUUGAGAGGUGUGACCUGCGAGCUCUGACAUGAGAAAUCUGUAAUGGCUUAGUGUAGAAUCCUCUGGAAGGGUCCCCUCCAGUUGCAUGCAUCUUUUACACACAGUAGUAUUGUACAUAGACUCAAAAUGACACUGCGGUAUGAAGGCUGGACCAUUCCACGCAUCGCUCCUGUCAACCCUGCUUUCACUUUUCUCUUACUUGGUCUUUUACCUGUGUUUCGUCAAAAGACGCUGCUCCUUUUGGCAAAAUCUGUUGGUCCGGCAAAAAAAAAAAAAAUGUGAUGAGAACUUACAUAUAAAUGGGCUGUUCUGUCAACUGAUAGUGCUCACUUUGCAAUGCUGUUGUGUUCCCUGUGCUAGCGGGCAAGUUAACCAGUGGCUAUUAACUGUCAACCACCCAAUCCCCCCCCCCCCCCCCCCACAAAAAAGUUCCUGUGUUUAUCUCUGUGUGAUGUCAAUUUUGAAUUUUAAUAGUUUACUUUCUAACAUUUUUUUAAGUUAUUAAAGAGUUUUAUUUCUAUAUAUUUGGUGCACAUUUCAGUGGCUGAAGUUAUGACGUUUACAGAUCCGAGGUUGAAACUGUGGUCUUCAAGUAAAAAAAAAAAAAAAGGGAAAGUCCAGAGCAAAAGAGGCACGGAGCGGACUUUUCUGGUGUGAGGCGAGGCUUUCUAUGAAGUAUUCUGGAAGUUUAGGAAUGAGAGAUGAAAAACCAAUUGAUUAUGGAAAAUUGUACUUCUUGAGAUGCGAGGGAGUGUGGCACGGGGGAAAGAAUGUAUGUGGGGAAGGUUUGGGAUUUUUGGAAAGUUUCACUGUUGAGUGGAGAGGGUGAAGACUGAAAUUUCGGCUCAAAGUGAAAGCACCAGAUUGCGUUUUGGUUGUUUCAACCCUUGUGUAUGUCAUUUAGACGAGUCAUUCCUAUGAAUAACAGUAGUUGUUAACCAAGCUGGAGACUUUAAAAGACUUCGUAGCAAAAGGUAUGGAGCCAAUCGCAGGUGCCGCCCCACGAACACGAACCAAGAUGCUUUUAUUUGACUGUAGCGUUAAUUUGGGGUCUUAUUUAAACGUUUGGGCCAUUUGCAAAAGUUGCUUUGUUUUAAAUAACGGUUAGUGGCAGGUCAGUCUAGUGCUAAAAACGGCGUUGCUGUUAUUGGUAAAAGUUCCAGACAUGU